UAAUUCCAACAUUUCCUGUCAUGUGUGAAUCUGGUUCUAAUAUUUACUCUUCAAACUGUGAUUUUUGUUUUAUACUGUGGCUUGCUGAAAGCUAAACAAGUUGUAAUGGUAAGAUGUUAGGUAAGAAGUGUUCUGUAGUUUGGUGGGUAGGUAGUCUUUUAAAAUGAGCCUUUGCCCCUGAGGUGUGAAUUUCUCCCAUGCUCAGCUUUUUCCUCCCUCUUAGGUGGGAAAGGAUUGCCAGAUGGGCUGCAAUUGGGUAAUCCCCUUACAAACAUGAAGGCUGGAGCAGACUGGAGUUGGGAAUUUCCUUUACCCUAGAGAAAGCAACCAGUGAGAUGAAUACUGCUGAGGAUUGGGGCCUCAUUUUGGAUAUUUGUGACAAAGUCGGUCAGUCUCGCACUGGACCUAAAGAUUGUCUUCGGUCUAUUAUGAGAAGGGUGAACCAUAAAGAUCCUCAUGUUGCUAUGCAGGCUCUGACUCUUCUAGGAGCAUGUGUAUCAAACUGUGGCAAAAUUUUUCAUUUAGAAGUAUGUUCAAGAGAUUUUGCUAGUGAAGUAAGCAACGUAUUAAACAAGGGUCAUCCUAAAGUCUGUGAAAAAUUAAAGGCUCUUAUGGUUGAAUGGACAGAUGAAUUUAAGAAUGAUCCACAGCUUAGUCUAAUAUCAGCAAUGAUUAAGAACCUUAAGGAGCAAGGAGUUACAUUUCCAGCUAUUGGCUCUCAGGCUGCAGAACAAGCAAAAGCAAGCCCAGCCCUGGUUGCCAAAGACCCUGGUACUGUGGCUAACAAAAAAGAAGAAGAAGAUUUAGCAAAAGCUAUUGAGUUGUCCUUGAAGGAGCAAAGGCAGCAGUCAACCACACUUUCUACUUUGUACCCAAGUACAUCCAGUCUCUUAACUAACCACCAACAUGAAGGCCGAAAAGUUCGUGCUAUAUAUGACUUUGAAGCUGCUGAAGAUAAUGAACUUACUUUUAAAGCCGGAGAAAUUAUUACAGUUCUUGAUGACAGUGAUCCCAACUGGUGGAAAGGUGAAACCCAUCAAGGCAUGGGGUUAUUUCCCUCUAAUUUUGUGACUGCUGAUCUUACUGCUGAACCAGAAAUGAUUAAAACGGAGAAGAAGACGGUACAAUUUAGUGAUGAUGUUCAGGUAGAAACAAUAGAGCCAGAACCGGAACAAGCCUUUAUUGAUGAAGACAAAAUGGACCAGUUGCUACAGAUGUUGCAGAGUACAGAUCCCAGUGAUGACCAACCAGAUCUUCCAGAGUUACUUCAUCUUGAAGCAAUGUGUCACCAGAUGGGACCUCUCAUUGAUGAAAAGCUGGAAGAUAUUGAUAGAAAACAUUCAGAACUCUCAGAACUUAAUGUUAAAGUGAUGGAAGCACUUUCAUUGUAUACCAAGUUAAUGAAUGAAGAUCCAAUGUAUUCCAUGUAUGCAAAAUUACAGAAUCAGCAGUAUUAUAUGCAGUCAUCUGGUGUUUCUGGUUCUCAGGUGUACCCAGGGCCUCCUCAGAGUGGUGCUUACCUGGUUGCAGGGAGCGCACAGAUGAGCCAUCUCAGGAGCUACAGUCUUCCCCCAGAGCAGCUGUCUUCUCUCAGCCAAGGAGCUGUUCCGCCAUCUGUAAACCCAGCCCUUCCCAGUCAGCAGACUCAGGCUUCUUACCCUAACACAAUGGUCAGUUCUGUUCAAGGAAAUACAUACCCCAACCAGGCUUCAGUAUAUAGUCCUCCUCCUGCCGCUGCUGCUGCUACUGCCGAUGUCACUAUAUACCAGAAUGCAGGAACUAAUAUGUCCCAGGUGCCAAACUAUAAUUUAACAUCAUCAUCGUUGCCUCAACCCGGAGGCAGUCAACAGCCACCUCAGCCACAGCAACCAUAUUCUCAGAAGGCUCUGCUAUAGGACUUGGGAUUCCUCUUUGUGGCAAAUACCUGCUAAAAGCCGCUGACAAUGUUAUGAGAUUCUUUAAUAUCUUAAGGUUUGUUUAUCCUCAGCUUAUAGGAAUCUAUCUUGGUCUACAAGUUCCAAUAUUCAAGAAGGUAGAACUCUCUUCAAUUUGCACUGACUUUUUAGAGGUUCUCCCUUCCCCCGCCCCCUAGAGGAAUGAAACUACUUACAACAUUUAAUUCCUUUCAUAAUAUGAAAGAAUUGAUACAAGAUUAUUUGUCUCAUGAAAUUACCUGGUCUGCAAAAAGUCAAACUUAAAAACACUGUUGUGGCAAACGUUAUGUACAUAUACUGCUGUGUGACUUCAUUAGUGGCCAUUUUGAAUCACAAUGGUGAUCAUGUGAAUAUAUUUAACACUGUUAAAUUAAUUUACAUUGCUAUUUUAUUUUAAUCAUGAACAACUACCAUGUUUCAUAAUGUUUUGUGUAAAUUUAAGGUAAUUACACUAUCCCUUUAAACUGCAAGAGAACAAAGCUGUAGCAUAUUUACGUGAAGGCAUUAUGCUGUCCAUGUUCCAGUUUCACAUUAAACUGAACCUUCCUUUGACUACUUGUGAGCUAAACAUACGUAUUUUACGUCUUUCUGUAGCCUCUGUGUACUACUAGCUGUCAUCACACCAGCGUACAGGAGCUAAAUUUUUGGUGCAAUUAUAGCAAAUGAUGAUGUUCCCUUUUACACUUUGACAUUUCGGCAUGACAUUUCAGGAUAUUGUGGGACCACGAGACAAAAUUAAGUAGGAUCACAUUCUUUAUAUCUUAUUUUUAAAGGAAUAAUGUUGGUUUACUUUUUCCUAGUUGAAGAUAGAAAUUAGACUUCUGAGCUGUAUACUGUGUUUCUUGGUGGCAGUGACACCAAAGAUAGAGGCAAUGGAUAGAAAGUUUUAAACUGGAAAGAAAACAUGAAUUACACUACAUUUUCAAAGUCUCUUGUAAUUAUUUAGGAUAUAAACAAAAUUUGACUCAUCUGUCUUUUCCCACUAGUAGUCUUUUAAAUAUGUCUUUAACACAUUGUAUCCUUUAAUUGUUCAUUAAAAUGGAUAUAAGUAGAUGUUUCAAAGUCUUCUAUAUUGCUGGUUUUGCUUCAUAGUUUGUAUAUUUAUUCUUCUCUUUCAGACUGGACUUUUGGGGCUCUUCUCUCGUAAAGUUCUAAUGGGAUUAUUUUGGCUUCCUUUUCAGGAGUAUUUGUGAGCAAAGGCUUUCCUUUUGAUCUGUAUGAAAUACGUUUUCCACCAACAUUUUAAUCUUAAAUAUUUAUCAUUUCCGUAGUUGUGCUAUACUGUUAUUUAACACUGUUUAAACAACUGAAAAAUUGAGUUCAGGAUUAUAUUAAAUGAGUUGACCUAACGUGCUUCAUACCACACGUGAAAAUUUAAUGUGUAUUUUCUAAGAUCGCAGUCAGGUAGCUUGUUCCUUUCCUUUUUGGCAAACGAUCCCAUCUGUGGCAAGUAAUCUCAAUGGUGACUCAUGUUGGAGGUUCACGUUUACAGCAUCAUCUUCACCUCCAAUAUGUCAUCCUAGUGGUUUGUUUUCCUCAGUUUAUUUGUUUGUUUGUUUUAUUUUUUGUGUUUUCCUGCAUGUAGAGGAUGUUGCCCUCAAAUAGUAAUUUUAAAACUUGAAUUCACAUUUUCCAUUAAAAUUUUUAAUAUAUUGCUUCUUGAUAAACAUUAUCAAACAGAUUAUAAUCUUUUUCAUUCCAACUUGAAUAUUCUAACUGAUAGACCUUUUCCCAAGUCACAUUGUAUUUUUCUGUCUUUUGAUGAAUUUCUCUUUACCAAACUGGCACAUGUAUCAUUUUCCCAGUUUAUCUUGAGAUCCUUCAUGCUGUAACAUCAUUUACGUAGUUUCUGGUAUACUUUUUGCCCUGUAAAAGUGAAUGAAUGGUGAAAUGAAAAAAAGCUGCCCUUAUUGCAGUGUAUAUACAUUUUUCUUACUUAUUACAUUACUAGGCUUCAAAGAAUACUUAAAAACUGAUACUAUGUUAGUUUGUGCUUUACGUUUAUUUGGUAUAAAAAUACCAGAUGGAAAAAUUCCAGUGGAGAGGAACCCCAGGAUUUGCCGUCAUUCAGAUGGCAUGGCAAGGAUAGAAAUAGGAAAGGACCAGUUAGGAGCAUAAAUAAAUGAUUUUGUUCUUAAACCAGCGUAUGUAUCAUACUUUCAAAAAGUCUUUUUAAAAUAUGACUGUCUCCCCCUUUUUAAGGAAGAGAAUUAUUUAUAAAAUGAAUUGACUGUAAUGUUGAUUUCUGUGAAGCAAAUUUUACUUCUCAGUUUAUUGCCUUUAUAAAAUUUGAGUGUGUAUGCAUAAACAGUGACAUCUAAAUGGAAAAAUUCAGCCAGUUACUGUCUAGUAUAAGUAACUGACAAACCCCACAGCCAGUUGGAUGUGAUAAUAUAUCAGUGCCACAAACCUGCUAGGACUCAUGUAUAGUGUGUACGUACUGUGAGUUUAUAGUCUUUCCAACUCAAGGAUCGUCCUUCUCUGUUCUUCUCCUACUCAGCAAGGGACCAUAUUAGGGAUGUAAGAGAUCCCCAUCAUUGUGUUCAUAACUUCUGGAACUUUUUUUCUAUACCUUUUAAUUUUUGUAUUUAAAAUGCUUAAUAGGCCACUAACAUUAUUUUUAGUACAGUUUUCAUGUAUAUAUCACAUGUAUAAUUCAUCUCAGGAUACCUUUAGUCCAAAGCUUUAAGUUUAUAUAAGACAAAUUAGUGUCCUAUGUGAUAAACUAUGCAACUAUAAGAACUAUAUAUUAUUUUCUAAAAUGAGGUCCAUUAGUAUUACUGGUCAAAUUUUCAUCUGUUUAAUACUUUAAAAUCACUGUUUUCUUUUUCUCAUCUUUUUCCUUACCAGUUGUACUAGUAAUUAUAGCUUUCUGUUACAUUACUUUUUAAAUAUUUAAUAACAAAACCGUAAAGUUUUCAUUCUUACAUCAUUUUCUUUUCCUUUUUUUUUUAAAAUCAUUUAACUGCCUGUACCCCUUAGAAUAAAAUAUAUAGAAGAAACUUACCUAAAUAUUUUCUGAGGCCUUUAUGUUCAGUUAUCUUUUACUUGAGAAUCAUGUUUCGAUUAAGUAUUCUUGUCAAGUGUCUAGAUUACUUUCUAUACUAUUUAUGAUGACAUCUUCUCCCCCCAGUUUUUAAUCAUAGCUAUCUGACUUUUAUGUAUUCUUUUGUAGUGUGAUCUUCAUUUGAAAUUAUAAAACUUCAGUAAUUUUUUCUGAAGUUUUCCUAGAUUCAACAUUUUGUUUUCUUAUGUUCUAGAGCAUUUUGAAUCUCAGUAUUUAAAAUCUUAGAUUCCCUUGCUGAACAAAAUCUAGCAUUUUAUUUGUGAUAACUUGGGGUCAUUCUGUCCUUUGCUGAUUGUCUGACUCUAGCGUAUCCUAAUACUUCUCACUUACCACGAUUGCCUGUUUGCUGCUGCUUAUAGACUCACAGAAUUUCUGAUGAGGAUUACAUAUUAAAUUAUUGAGUCAGCAUUCUCUCAGAUAAAAGCAAAGGGAUCGCUUUUAAUGAUCUUCUGGUGGUCAGAAACUUAAAAAAAAAAGUAGUUAUGUCUAUUUGAAGGAAGAAUUGUACCCCAAUUUUUUUUAUCUGAUACCUCUAUUUUUAAGUAUAAAGCUUCAGGAUACAUAUGUAUAUAUAUUUACAAAUUGUACAGGUUCUACUGUUGUACCUUAUACAGCACUUUGAAAAAAUAGAUAGAAAGGUGAGGGAAGAAAUAUUAAUAGAAAUUCUACUGGUUUCUUCCUGUAUCUCUGGUUCAUUUUUGUCUGUGUCCUAGGAUGAAGGAAAUUUGCGCCUUUACAAAAAAUAGCCUCCUUUCCCCCUCAUUCAAGCCAAAAUAACGACUUUUUAAGUAGUUUUUAGAAACGUAAUCAGUAAUGAAAGGACUUUAUGUUUCUGGAUGCAUGCAUUUUGGCAUGUUUAUUUUAAAAGACUUCUCAUAACCUUAUAGUCCUAUCUUAAGAUAAUGAAAUCACUGAAGAGAAAGGAAAAUCCUUUCUUCUUGAAAGUUCUAAUUGUUAAUUAUUUUUCUCAAGUUGGUUACCAAAGUGGAAUAAGACCAAAUAAAAUUGAUAACCACAGCCAAGUUAGAAGUAAGUGCAAGUUACAAUAAUGUAACCAUCAGAUUAUUAAAUAGCUUGUUUAUGGCCUUACAUUAUUUUGGUUGGUUCAUGGCUUUUAAAAAACAGAGUAAAUGUAAUCCAUUGUUUUCUGUGGCAGGAUAUAGGAAGUUUUUUAAGUGAAAGAUCAUGACAUACCUUCUUACUUUAAAAAGAGAUAUGGUAUAUAAACAGUUAAGAAGGUUUUCAAUUAAUUAUGUAUAAUAGCUAGCCAGUUUAGAUGCCAGAUAUGAUGAAAGAUCCACGUGAUAGGGUUGUUUUCCUCAGAAUCAGAAGCACGCAAAAAUACCCAUAUACUGUUUUAGUUAGAAUUUGUCCCUCUUCCCUCAGAGAAUGGAAUGUUUAAAUAUAAGUAUCUCUGAUAUUCUGUAAUUUAAAAAUACAGUGAUAACACACUUCAAAUGCGUUGCUGCAAACGACUGAAGAAGUUGGAAUCAAGUGUACAGGUAAAUGCACUUACUUUUUACCAAAGAGGCUUCACUGUCACAAGUCCAUUUCUAUAAAUGGUGGAUGGCACAUGAUAAAACAGUUUGAUUAAUUUGCUUUGUGAAAUGUCUCCGUCUGUGACCACAUGGAUUUCUUGUGAAGAAAGUGGUGGUACUUUUUGAUUGAGAAGAGUAAGGAUAAGAACUAAAUUAGAUUGUAGUUUACUGGAGUUCUUUUCUGCUCUCAAGUGGAAAUUUCAGUUCAUUGCCCUAGGAAAUCAGAGGACUGGAUUUUGACCCGGAUAUAUAUCUUUUGUCAAAAGAAGAUCUUAUUAGAUAGGUGAUCUUGGGCAGUUCCGUGAAUCUCUCUGGGCAGCCUUCUUAUUUAUAAACUGUAGUGUUCGUGUAACUACAGAAGCCUUUGAAGCUUGCAGAAAUUCUGUGCUUUAGAUCCUCUGCCUCUGCCUACCUUAAAUAUCCCUGCCUUUCAGCCUGAAUAACACCUGUGCCAGCACAGUUACCCUGUCAUGGUAGAGAAGGAAACAGGAUGGGAUGGGGUAGCAUACUGUGGUACUGACACUUGGGGACGUGAUUUCUGGCAUUCGUAAUAUACUUCCUGAAGGUAAUUGGGUAUGUUAUUUCUAUUGGCAAAUUCUUGAUGGACCUCACCAGGAACAUCUGCAUUCCAGGUAGAAGUGCUUGUAUUUAAUGGUACUUUCGUUUUCACUGGUGCUGAUUUGGGGGUUGGGGGAUUAGUAAUUACAGCUCUGAAGCCUAUACUGUUUUUGUAUAUUGCUUCAGCCUGAAUGAGAUACGGGUAUCAUCAGACUAAAUAAAGUGUUGCUGUUCUCGACGUCCUCAUAGACACAGUAGUACCAUUGGUCUCAAUGACUGAAAAUGAUGAAGGAGGCCACGUGCUACACUUGCCAUCCUUCAGCUGUUUUGUUUACUUAGUAAGCAGAUUGCUUGAGACGUUAAAGUGCUUGGCUGAGAGCCUGUUUCUAAUAUUCCAAGUAAGAUGCAGAAUCAGCAGUGGCAUUUUUUUGUAUCACAAAUAUUUGGCCUAGAAAAAUGCCAUUAUACAUUGUUUUGUUACAAGUUAUCAUUAUAAAAAACAUUAGCUGUUAAAGGUUUUUUUUUUCCCCAGUCAACCUUCUUCUUGUGUGCCAGUUACAUGUGUCCUUUUAUGUAGUUCUAUAAGACAUUUCUUUCUUUUUUUUUUAAUUUUUUUUAUUUCAGAGUUUAUUUUUGCAAAGGAAUAUAAUAGAAUAAUAUCCCCCAACCAACCCCAUCUUCCUGCUGGGAAAGAUGGCUCUGCCUCCUGACAAAUGGACUUACAUUAAAGUCACAAACAAAAAAGCUAUCUCUGAGGUAUAGGAAUGUGCAGUUCCUGGCCUCCCCCAAAAUCCCCACUGGGACAAUUUUUUUCUGUAGAACAUUUCUAAGAAUAACGUGUUUUAGCUUUCUUGUACUUUAGAAGACUAGAUACCUUGCUAGUAUUAGAAAAGUCUGUUUACUAAAUUAGUUUAUGCUAUUUAAUGGAAUCUGGUAAAGAAGGCCUAAACCAAGUAUUUAAUAAAGUGGAAAAGAAAUAAGCUUUGUAGAGCUCUUUUUUGUAGAAGGGGAAAUAUAGUUUUCCAGUUGAUUAUCACUGAUUGUGUCAGAGGGAAUAGUCACUGCCCUGUGUAGAGCCUUUUUUGCUGUCUCAUGCUAAUGUUUUCAAGAAUAGUCUCAGAAAUGAAUACUUCUUGGGAUUUACCAAAAAAAUGUUCUUUAUCUUACAUCACAGUAGAGGUUAAUUUUGUCUUUGUACAGUUAAUAUAUUUUUCUUCUUUAUAAAAGCUUACUUAGAUUCUGAUUGGUUUUAGUGAAGUGUUUUGAAAUCAAAACAUCAGGACAAUUUCAUUUCAUUCAUGUGGUUGCCAAACAUUGAUUUACAUGGAGGGGGGCAUUUAGGCCAAUGUACUUGAAAUGAGAAGACUCCCAGUGCCUGGAACGGAAAUACCUCAGGCUGCAGGCUAAAUUACUGUGCUUUUGUUUACUCCAUUAAACCAGGAAUAUUUCUUCCCUGCGUGCCUUUCGUGUAUUUGAAAGAUGAUAAUUUCCUUAAGGUUUUUAGCAUGAUAGGAGCAAAAAUGUUUUUAUUUAACUUUCAUCCAGCAUUUGUUUGUAUGUAACUCUUCUGACUGGUAUAUUUGAAUGGCAGAAAAUCCCCCCAGAUUUUUAUUUGCUGAAGAAUACUCACUCAAACAUGGUCCUGUUGAUGCCUUCGGUAGGGAAAAUUUUAAAUUAAGCAGUGUCCAGUGUAUGCUUAGGUUUGUUUUAUGUAUGUUAUAAUUCUGAAUGGUCAGAGAAAUUGUUUUCAAAAAUUAAGCAGAAGAGGGUAAUGAGAAUAAUAGCUAAAUAAGCUGAGUUUAGGUCCUAUGUUUUAGCACUUUUGUCAAAAGUAAACAUUUUGAGAUUAAAAACUUUGAAGUGCUAUUUUCCAUAUUUGACCAAGAGAUAAGCAUCACUAAAUUAAAACUGAGUAGCAUGAUCUAAAUACUAUGUUUAAUAUCUUAAAAGUAACAUCUCUAAAAUUUUUUUCCCACUAAUUCAUGGCUUAUUAAUCAAAUGUUGUUUAUAACUCAUUGUUUUCUAGAUAUUUAUUCCAGGAGCUGUGGUUUGAGAAAUAUAAAUUCUCUACAGAAUGCUUAAAAUCCCCUUAAGAGAAACCUGAACAUGGGCAUUUGUUUCUAAGAGUUGACUCUUGUAUAUUGGACUUUGUUGUAAUUAAUUUGAACUAGGGUUCGUAAUAGCAUAUAGUGGAUUCUGCUGUAAUGCAAAUAUGUUUUCUAAAAAUCAUGUUUGGCAUCAUUGGGCAAUAAAAAAGCCUUAGCAUUUAUGCGAAAAACAGGAUUAGAGGCACAACACUCCAAAAUUUCAGCACUGACACGCUUAAGAAUAAAGAUAGGGAUCUGAUAAAAAAAAAAAACAGCACAGUUUUACAUGUUUAAUGGUUAAUAAAUAUAUAAGUAUUACAAUAUGGCACUUUACUUUGAAAAGGACCUGGAGUGUACCUGUGGAAGUAGGUGUCAGAAGGGUCGUGGCCUGUGGGUUUUGGGAAGGUGGGAGGCAGGGCUGCUGGAAUCUGAGGGCACGAUGUGACCCCAUGUGCUGGGGCGGGGGAGUGAGACUCAGCCCUGGCAGUGACCUGGGGACACAGCUGCUGGUGGCAGGGGUGUAUGUGUCUUCUGUGUAUUCCUGCAUGGCUCCACUCAAGGGGCGUGGUUUUCUCUGUUUCAUUUCAUGUUUCUUCUGGAUGAAAUCCUGCAGGAGCCAACUGAAAUUUGCAUUUUGCUCAUAUUGUUUCUUAGCAUACCAGUCUGCAACAAGUAAGUGUUUUCCAAAUCAUCAUUAUUUCAGAACUGACUCUGAAAGUGAUAUAGAGAUGGAAAAUGAAUGGCUAGUAACCAUUUAUUUCUAACUUCAGAAAUACUCCUUUUAAGCUCUGAAGUGAUUGGUAAGAAUUAUGGACAUCUAGGAUACAAAGCUUUCUUCCUCCUUGGCAGAUCAGAAACUAUCCCAGUUGAAGAUGUGAGCAUGUUUAGAUGCAAAGAAUUAGGUAUUUUGCUUAAUAGAAUCUGUGAGAAAUUGUAUGCCCUACAUACAUAAUCCUGCCCUAUCUCCCCACCCCCUCAAAAGAGGGAAAGAAAAGAAAAUUAAGGAUUUAAUUUUGCAAUAACUGGGCAUAGCCAUUAUAUCGUUUUCACUGAUUUUUGCUUAUUAAGUAUUGAUUUGCUUUUCAUUUAGUUGACUUUUGAGUAUAUACAAGAUUUUCAAGUUUUACUAACUGUUUUUUAAAUUUUUACGUGUCAGCACUAAAUAUGGUAGGUAUUUAAACAUUUACCUUAAAUACUUUAGUACCUUUACAAAUCCACAAAUGUGGAUGCAGGUUAUUUACAAAUUUAUUUUCAUAUCAACAGAUAAACUUAACUAAAAAGUGAGCAAUAAAAAAGCACACUAGUGGUUUCAUUCUGUCAGAACUUAAUUGUUACACAGUAUGUUAUGAGGUCUUUUGACCUUCAUCAUUCCUAAUUGCUCCCCUAAAGCUUAUUUGUAACCUGGUACUAGGACACAUUUGAGGAACAAUGUUGAACCUGGUGAUUAGGGUGCUGGGCUAGGAUCUAAACCCUGUCAAAGCCAUGAUGUAACCAAAGGAUAGCAUUGUGUUAAUGGUGUUUUGAAGUUCUAUACCCCUGAUGCUUCCCCAGGAAAACGUACUCAAGAGUCCAAACUUGGAUGCCAGAAGCGUAUCUCCCAGCUCUGCUGGGUUCAGAGACGUGCAGCUGCCCAUAAACCAUGGCACUUAACCUCAUUUCCACCCUCGGAGUACCCAUUCUGCACCAGUUUGCUCUCAGAUCCUGAGAUCCGGAGAGAAAUCUACUGGUCGUCUUCACCAUUUUCACAGCUUGCAACAUCAGAUCUUGUUUUCGCCCUACCCAAUCCAUUGGAGGACUAAGGACAGUCCCAUGGCUCCUUUCUCUCCCCAGAACAACUUUCUGUGGUUUUCUAAUUGCAGGUGUGAGCACCAGGCCUGAACUGAAACAGAGGCCCCAGGCAGGCUGAUUUGAUGUCUGUUCCCAUAUGAUAAUUCCAAAAUUUGUUUACCUUUAUUUCACAGAAAGGCUACAAGUUAUAUACUCACCCAGGGAAUCCAGAGCCCAGUUCCCAUCAUCGGAGUGGUUUAGCUUCUGUUGUUGGUACUUGGCCCUCCGGGGGGAGGAGAGGAGGAAGGAGGUGGAAAGGGGUGGGCUUUCUCCUCACCCCCAGCACCAGUCUUCCCCUAUAAUACCCUCUCUUGUGGGUUUCAAAAGUUAAUGCAAUAUUUUCAUUUCCUUGAUGACUCCAGCAAUUUGAGGGCAUUUUCUAUCUUAAUUCACCUCUAGGGAGCACCGAGGUAAAGUAGUUCCCAUUUUUGCCCUUUCUUGCUUUUCAUUCAUACUUGGGGAAGAUAGCAGAUGUAUGAGAGAAUGAAGUAAAAUGAUCAGAAGAACAUACACAUUUUCUUCUUGACAUUUAAGAGUUGGGGGAAGAGAGUAAAGAAAAAGAGGCAAUCUUCCCUGCUUCCUUCUCAGACUGUCCUUUAGUGAGACAAAAGGUGGGCAUGGGGUGGGGUUGAAAGGAAAGGCUUGGAGGGGAGAUUCUUGGACCCCAAGAAAAGCCUUUUUUCCCUGGUCAGUCCAGAACAUGGUCAGUUCUGAAGAACUACAGUGAUGGAGCUCCCGAAAACUUAGAAAGUAAAGGAAAUAAGAUUACCCUUUGUGUUCAAACAGGACAAUUGAUACAGAACGAAGCACAAUGGAAGAAUAGGCACCUUAAAGCAGAGGUUAAAAACUGACGGCUCAGCCAGAUCCUGCCAGUAUGUUUUAUUUGGCCUGCAUGGAGUUAGUUUCUUUAAAAAUGGAUGUUAUAUUAAGACUAGGUGAUUUCCCAUGUAAAAGAUUCUUGGCUCCUUGGGGGAAAAAAAUGAUCUAACCCCAUGAGGCCUAUAUUAUCCCACGGCUGGCCAUUCAAUCUCUGGUUUGCCACUGAGCCCUCCAUUUCUUAAAACUUGUGCCCUUUUAAUUGUCAAAGAGAACCAGAGCCAGGUAUUUAGUUAAUAGGACACAGAUUUUAAUCAGAAACUUGCAGUCUAGGAAAAGUGACCUCAGUUUAAAACUGGGCUCAAUUCAGAAUACAAUAAGGACAACUAGGGAGUUAUAGCUGAGGAGUAGGGGUAGGGGAGACCCAUAGAUGGAAAAUUUCUGGGAAAUGACAUCAAGGAUACGGGGGAUUCUUGCUGAGGGCAGGUCCUUGUGAUCAGAUCUCAAGGAGGAAGAGGUAGAUUCUCUGAACUGACUUAGCAGAAUUCUUGCUAAAAUGGGGCUAUUGAAGCCUGGCAAGGACAGGGACCACGUCAAGACCUAGUCAAGAAGAGGGCUUAGAGGAACCUGACUGAAGUUUGAUCAAACAGCAUCUUGUUGCCACAGAACUCAUUUUUGCCUGACACCUGGGGUUACUUGAGGCUCUCGUUGUUGCUUUCAAGAGAGAAUGGAUCCAAGGAUGGAUUGUCCAGGGAGACUCUUGAGCACUUGUAAUGGGCUAAUGCAAUUGAGGAACUGAAUUUUAAAUCCUGAUUCUAAUCAAUUUAAAUUUAAAACCUGAAGCAGUGUAAAAAUAUUUUUCCCACAUAACAUAACUUUAUCAUUUCAGUAGGACUAUAUUUCACUAUAACCAUUGGGUCACAUUAAAGUGGUGUUGUAGUGCUUGUAUCCUUAAAAACACUUUUGAAUGCAGGUAUUAGAAAGCUUAAAUUAAAUAUGGGGCUCACUGUCUACUGGACAGUGCUGAUCUGAGCCUUCUAAGACCUGACCAUGUAAUUCUGAAGAAUAUGUCUGAUGUGAUGAGGCAAAUCCACUCUAGAGUGGAUUCCCUCAUGAUCGUUUCCUGAUGAUGAUCAUGCUUUUAUUUAAUCCCUUCCCUUUAAGAGUGGGUGGGACCUAUAACUUUCUAAUAACUAGCAGACUAUGGAAAGGUGAGGGGAUGUUCCUUCUGCAAUUAUGUUAUGUUACAUGAGACUCCAUGUUGCUUCCUCUCGAGUCUCCAGAUGAGAACCGAGCUCUGGCCAGCAUCUCAUGUGCAGCCUUGAUGAGGAGCCCACUUAGCCAUGCCCAGGAUCCUGACCCACAGAAACUGUGAGAUCAUAAAUGUAUGUUAUCUUAAGCCACUAAAUGUGUGGUAAUUUGUUGUUCAGUAAUGAAACAUGUAACCUGGGCAAAGGGGUGGGGGUGGACAGUGUAGAACUAUAGUCUAGCAAAAGGGGAUCUACGGGGUAGAGUGAAUCUUAGCUAGUGUACUUUGAGUGUCCUCACUCUUUAGAUAAGCAGUUCUCAGGUGGUAAUACAUAAGGCUUUUGGUUCAGGUGACUUCCUGACUUCCUGACUUCCCUGGUUUUUAUUUCAUGCUCAGGAAACCUUGUUCAUUAUUAUGCGCCCCCUGUGUAGGUCCACUUCAGAGAGAAGAAGUUCAGUUCCAUCUGACUUGCGAAGGUGAAUUUGGAUGCCUUGUGGGAUUUGUUUAAUUGGCUGGAUCCAGGCCACUGGGGCAUGGUUGAAAUUGACCUGAUCCUGCUGCUUGGAGGCCUGUGGCUGUAGUUUUAGUGGAUUGCUGUGUGAGACAAAUUAAACAGUUGAUCCCAGCCUCUGUCAGAUUGAUCAGUGAUCAGUGGAAUGAAUGGUGCAUUCAUGAAAAUUUCUCCAAGACUAAGAUGGUGUAGAAACGAAGGGUAGAAAUUGUGGAGAGAUGCUUUUCCAAAGUUCUUUGGUGUUUCUGCACAUCGUGAAAGCAGAGGCACUGGCUGUGCCCUUUCUAGACCAUCUUUCCAAGGAUGUUUGUGCAGUGAACAGCUUUGCUAAAGAUAGAGGGGAUAUCCCCCUUUGGAGCAAAAAGCAGUAUUGCUUAAAGCCUUGGAAGAUAGACUUAGUGUCUCCCUUUGGAGCAAGGGACACUAGUAGUAUAAAAAAUUGGGGUUCCCUAAACUCUCUCCCUCUUUUGUUCUGCAACUUUCUGCAUGUGCUGUUAUUACCUGACCUGCUUCUCUUCUUGUGUUCAGGGAACUGGCCCAAGAAAAUGCCAACAUUCUGCCUCUUGCUAGUGUUUUAAAUGAUGCAGUCCUUUGUCUUAGACCCAUGGAUCUUGUGUCUUCUUUCAG
This is a messenger RNA of Panthera uncia (snow leopard), 14214 nucleotides long. RefSeq names its product signal transducing adaptor molecule (gene STAM). The coding region runs from base 336 to 1895 and encodes 519 amino acids. Gene Ontology annotation, biological process: protein transport to vacuole involved in ubiquitin-dependent protein catabolic process via the multivesicular body sorting pathway. The record is from RefSeq and is a predicted model, not a curated record. The transcript has 14 exons. Gene Ontology annotation, cellular component: ESCRT-0 complex. Gene Ontology annotation, molecular function: ubiquitin binding; phosphatidylinositol binding. NCBI's taxonomy places the organism in Eukaryota, Metazoa, Chordata, Mammalia, Carnivora, Felidae.